AUGCCUUCAGUGACUUCAGUUAGCUUGGAGCAGUUCCACUUGGAGCCCUGGGUGUGGAGCCUCCCGCGGGUGCGCCAGUACUCUGCCUUCUUCGAGGAUGGGUACCAGGCCAACUCCUCGCAGCGUGUGAGGCAGGAUGAGCAGCUGGAGAAGCAAUCCGGCGGGGAGGAAGCCGCCGUGCCGGAAGAGAAACCGCAGUCCAACGUCCCUGACCCUGUGUCAGAUGAGAGUGACGCUCCAUCCUACACGCAAGAGGAGAAGCUCUUAAAGAAGUUGCACCAAGAUGAGGAGCAGGUGGUUCAGAUGGUUGUUGCUCAGAAAGCAGCGGCAAAACACGAUGCCCGAGCUCAAGCUGCGCGUGCUGCGCAGGCUGCUCGGGCCAAGCACGCUUCACAAGCUUUGCAAGCUGUGCAGGGAGUUCACCUGCGUCUUCCCAUGCACGAAGUCCGCUGCCGCAGGAGAAAGAGCGCCUUGUCGUGUCAGGAUUUGAAAGCCGAAUGUGCCUGGAGUGGAGACGAAAACAACGGCAUAUGCCACCACAAGAAGCCGGAGGAGUGGCCAGGCGGCUGGGACUUCCUCUUCGGGAUGGGCGAGGUGGCGCUUCUUGAAGCGACUGUCGCCACCACGGCGGUGGUGACGCGGCUUCGUGGCAGAGAGAUUCUUCGGCACUUCGUGGAGCGCCCCUCGUACUCUUUGCGAGCAUCCAUGUGGUUCUAUCCCACAGCUGCCAUGUAUUUUGCGACUGGACUCUUCUACUACACGCGCACUCAGGGCUGGAAUCCCUUCGAUACCAUCUACUUUCUGACGUCCAUCGUGUCGACUGUCGGCGCCAGCGACCUCAGUCCAGCCCAUCCCAUGCCCAAGGUCUUCACGAUUUGUCACGUGCUGAUGGGCCUGGUGCUCAUCGGGGGCGCUGUGGGGGAUGAGUUGGACCGGAUCCUCGAGGCCCGUGUGGCUCGCAUGGCCGACGCCGUAGCGCGAGGAGCCGACUUCCAGGACUUGCUGCCCAUCCUGUGGCGGGUGGCCAGUGAAGCGAGGGAAGCUGCAGGCCGGGAGGGCUUGGAGACCAUCGUGGAGCGCCUGGAAGACCUCCGCCUGUCGCUAGACCGGCCGCUGACCACGGAGCUGCGGUGGCUGCGGGACCUGCGUGGGGGCGAGGUGGUGUUUGCUGAGCUCACGGGCUCCGGGGCGCUGAUCCCAUGGCCGGAGCGGGGGGCGCGGCUCUGGGCAGGCAGCGGACGGCGGCUGCGGGCCAUGCUGCCGCUGCUGCGCUACGUGCGGGCCAACCCCAGCGCCGGCAUGCCCAGCUACGACGUGGACCCCGGUGUGGUCAUCGUCUCGGGAACGCUUUUCUUCGGAGUUGCAGACAACUGGCUACGAG
This is a messenger RNA of Effrenium voratum, 1381 nucleotides long. Lineage: Eukaryota; Dinophyceae; Suessiales; Symbiodiniaceae. The record is from the annotation of a GenBank genome assembly.